UGAAUUUCCCCGGUGUUUACAACUGGUCACAUGCUCGCUCUUCGACGAACAGCCUUUUUAAAGGGAAUUCUUGGAAUAGUGGUUUGUCCGGCUGAACAAAUUAUGGGAUGCAGUUCAUAUUUUCUUUGAGAUCUCAUUGAAUGGAUUUAGUUGGAAACUAAGGAAUUAACUACCAAGAUUUGAGAACUCAAGGUCUUCGCCCUUUACUGGAGUGUGCCCUGCUGGAAUUGUGUAAACCAAACUCUGUCUCAGACAGGGGAAAUGUCAAGUACAGCCAUGAAGAAAAAGGUGCUGCUGAUGGGAAAGAGUGGGUCGGGGAAGACCAGCAUGAGGUCAAUCAUUUUUGCCAAUUAUAUUGCCAGAGACACUCGCCGACUGGGAGCCACAAUUGACGUGGAGCAUUCCCAUGUGCGUUUCCUUGGCAAUCUGGUACUGAACCUGUGGGACUGUGGAGGACAGGACACCUUCAUGGAGAACUAUUUCACCAGUCAGAGAGAUAAUAUCUUUCGCAACGUGGAGGUGCUGAUCUAUGUGUUUGAUGUGGAGAGCCGAGAAUUGGAGAAAGACAUGCAUUACUACCAGUCCUGUUUGGAAGCUAUCCUUCAGAAUUCACCUGAUGCCAAGGUGUUCUGUCUAGUUCACAAAAUGGACCUAGUUCAGGAAGAUCAAAGAGAUCUGAUCUUUAAAGAGCGUGAGGAGGACCUGAAAAGACUGUCUCGCCCUCUUGCGUGCACCUGUUUCAGAACUUCUAUUUGGGAUGAGACACUUUAUAAGGCAUGGUCCAGCAUUGUCUAUCAGCUGAUCCCCAAUGUGCAGCAGCUGGAGUCCAACUUGCGCAACUUCGCCCAGAUCAUUGAGGCAGAUGAGGUCCUGCUUUUUGAACGAGCUACCUUCUUAGUAAUCUCACACUAUCAGUGCAAGGAGCAGCGAGAUGCCCAUCGCUUUGAGAAGAUAAGCAACAUUAUUAAACAGUUCAAAUUGAGCUGCAGUAAACUGGCUGCCUCUUUCCAGAGCAUGGAAGUGCGCAACUCCAACUUUGCUGCCUUCAUUGAUGUGUUCACAUCCAAUACCUAUGUCAUGGUGAUCAUGUCUGACCCUUCUAUACCAUCUGCGGCCACCCUCAUCAAUAUUCGCAAUGCUAGGAAGCAUUUUGAGAAGCUGGAGAGAGUGGAUGGUCCCAAGCACAGCUUACAUAUGCGAAUGCGCUAGACAUCUAACCCUGCGUACAUGAGAGCCUCCUUAGCAGGGGGCGUGUGCGCCAAGGAAAUGGCACCCUGAGGAACUCAUCUUUGAUGACCUCACUGCAUCCAGGGUGUUUUUCUAGAGACUUUUUCAGCCCAUGAUAAGAUGAGAGGCUUUGUCCUGCCUUUUGUUCCUGGAACUCUUGAAAUAAGGCAGGUUGGAGUUCAAGGACAACUGGGCAUAAAUACAAAAUGGGGGUUAAGUGGGAUUUGACUCGUAAAGAUAUAUAUAUAUAUAUAUAUAUAUAUAUAUAUAUAUAUAUAUAUAUAUAAAUAAAUACACACACAUGCAGAUCAUUGCACAAGAAUGCAUAGUUAAAUAUACCACUAUGACAUGAUUGGUGCCAUACAAUGACCUGAGUUAUCCAAACCUCCACACACAUUAAAUAGUGGACAUAUCCAUCAUGAUUAUUUCCUGUUUUACCAUGGGCUUGUAUGGUUUCGCAUUGUUUUAGUGUGUUGCCGCUUUGCCACAAUAGAGUCUCAUGCAGAAUGUUGAAAAUAAGACAACAGUGACACGAGUCUAAGGAGAAAGUCAAGACUAUACUGUCAAAGUAGUCAAGAGCCUUCUCAAAUUAAGCACAUUGUCAAAGUUACUUUUAUACACAAGCUGUUUGUAUUUCCCUAUUUAUUAUUUUGGUGAUGGUAAAAGUAAUAAAAUCAAAGAUAUGGAUGUACUCAAAUUAAACUUAAAUGCUCUCGAUUA
This is a messenger RNA of Electrophorus electricus (electric eel), 1947 nucleotides long. It is a transcript of the gene rraga, whose product is annotated as Ras-related GTP binding A. Gene Ontology annotation, molecular function: GTP binding; GTPase activity. Gene Ontology annotation, cellular component: lysosome; Gtr1-Gtr2 GTPase complex; nucleus. Lineage: Eukaryota; Metazoa; Chordata; Actinopteri; Gymnotiformes; Gymnotidae. Gene Ontology annotation, biological process: cellular response to starvation; positive regulation of TORC1 signaling; negative regulation of autophagy. The record is from RefSeq and is a predicted model, not a curated record.